CGUUGCAUUUACAGUGAAUGUGGACAUAUUUCGAAGGUGCCAAAAAUUCGGAGCCUUUAAGCUGAGAAUGAACAAAACUCUCACGUGAAGAAUUGCGGAAAUCGCAUUACGAUCACACCGUUUUUAACUUUGACGUGAGGUGCUCCGCCCCUGCCUGUCCGAGCGCCAACCAUGCCUCUGGUGACCCGCAACAUCGAGCCCCGGCACCUCUGCCGCCAGACGCUCCCCUCCGGCAUCAAGAGCGAGCUGGAGUGUGUGACCAACAUCACCCUGGCCAACAUCAUCCGGCAGCUGGGCAGCCUGAGUAAAUAUGCAGAGGAUGUGUUCGGUGAGCUCUUCACCCAGGCCAGCAGCUUCGCCGACCGGGUCACGACCCUGGGCGAGAGGGUGGACCGCCUGCAGGUCAAAGUCACUAAGCUGGAUCCCAAAGAGGAAGAAGUUUCUCUUCAGGCCAUCACCACUCGCAAGGCCUUCCGCAGUAACCUGAAUCAGGACCAGCAGCUGUUUGUCCGCACGUCUCUGCCGGUCCCAGUGCAGGACACGUACCUCACCUGCAAUGAACCCCCACCCCUCAACAAACUCAGCGUAUACAGGGAGGAUGGUAAGGAGGCCCUGAAGUUUUACACCGACCCCUCGUACUUCUUCGACCUGUGGAAGGAGAAGAUGCUACAAGACACCAAGGACAUCAUGAAGGAGAAGCGUAAGCACCGGAAAGAGAAAAAGGACAACCCGAACCGGCAGAACCUGAACCCGCGCAAAAUCAAGACCCGCAAAGAGGAGUGGGAACGUCGCAAGAUGGGCGAAGAGUUUGUGGUCCCCAAGACUGACGGAGGGAACGCCAAUGACAUGCUGAACGGCAGUAUCAGUUCUGGAGACGGGAUGGGCUUUAUGGGAUCUGACGGGUACCUGGACCAGAGCCAGAGCUCGUAUUCCUUGGACGCCGGCUCGCCGCCACCGCCCCCGGUGUCUGACGACUUCCUGCCGCCUCCGCCACCCGACAUGACGUACAACGAGGGGCAGAAAGGACCCACCCAGAAACGCAGCAGCAUGCUGAGCCCCACCCACCCUCCUCCUGCCCCGCCCAUGGCCUCCUCACCCCCUGGGGCCCGCCCCAGCAUGUCUCCCCCGCCAGCUCCCCCUCCCCCACCCCCCUCCGGAAUGAUCCCCCCACCCCCUCCUGGGUUCGAUACUCCUCCCUCCCCCCUGCCUGCACUCGCUCCCUCCUUCCCCUCUCCCCCUGCCCCGCCCCCACCUCCCUCUAUGGAUUCGGCUGUCCCAGCCCCUCCCCCGUCCAUGCCCCCCGGAGGCCCGCCCCCUCCUCCACCCCCUCCGCCUCCCCCCGGGCCUCCUCCUCCUUCCUCAGGACCCCCUGCACCCCCUCCUCCCUCUGGUGGUGCCCCGCCUGCCCCCAAAGCUCAGCCAGCCCCCGCCGGCGAUGCGCGCAGCGACCUGCUGCAGGCCAUCCGACAAGGGUUCAACCUGCGGAAGGUGGAGGAGCAGCGGGAGCAGGAGAAGCGGGACCACAUGGGGAACGACGUGGCGGCCAUCCUGUCGCGCCGCAUCGCCGUGGAGUGCAGCGACUCCGAGGAUGACUCCUCCGAGUUCGACGACGAGGAGUGGUCAGACUGAGCUCGUCCUCGCCGUCGCCUCGGCCUUCGUCGCCGCUCUAGAACCUGGGCAGGCAGAGGGUGGCACCCGCGUGGCCCCCUUUCCCUGCUCGCUCUCUCUCUCUCUCUCUUCCCCCCUCUCCUCCAUCUCGAGGGGCGUAGAGUUUAGGGAGGCAGCUUAACUUCCAGUUUUGGUGUUAAUUUUGAUUUUAGACCAUGAUUCGGUUAAAUUGCAGUAUCGUUUCUGUUGUGGAGGUGGGGGUCCAAAUGUUUGUGUGUGAGGUGUGAGUGAAUGUCGGUUUGGCAGAGUGUGUAUGUUCACAUUUAGACAUAGUGUAUGUGUGUGUGUGUGUCUGUGUGUGGGGAGAUCUGUUGUUGUUAUCAUUUUUGUUUUCAGAGCAGUAGCUCCUGUGCGUGGGAACAAAUUUAGGGGUACUGUACGGGCUGAAGGUAAGGGGCAUAGCCCCUCCCUCUACCAAGCCUGACUGACAGGCAGUGCUGAGAGGUGCCCCCCCUGCCCCCCCCUCCCACCUGUGACCCUUGAUCACAUUACAUCAUACCUGUCUCAUGAAUUAUGCAUGUCUUCUCCUUUUAGUACUGUUCUAUCUCAAAAGCAUGCGAGAUGAGGCGUGUGUGUGUGUGCACGCCUUUGUCUCACUGCUUACUUCCUGACAGCCCCAGAUGAGUAUCAUACCAAACGCUUGAUUUUAACCUGUUGACCUGAGGGCGCCUUUGCCAGCGGUGAAGUUACCUGCUCUUUGAGUUACCCUGCACACCUUCAGUUUAACCUCAGCCUCAUAUCCCAGCAGCUCUGGCAUGUUUAAUACUCAUUACUUUAAUCACAUUUUACACAGUAUUCUCCAGUAUUCCUUCAUGUUUGUUUUACCCCCCCCCCCAGUUUCCUGUCAUCCUUGCUUUUGAAAUGCAAGAUCCAAACAAUGGCUUUUUUUUUGCAUGUUUGGAACAUUGUGUGCAAUUCAGAUAGCUGUACCUACUGUAUUGUGGGGAUGUUGUGUGGAGGGGCAAGGUGCAUUGUGGGAUACAGGGCUUUAUAUUGAUACAGCACUCCCUCAGUGUAAUGUGACACUCUAACAUACAUCAUGGCAUUUGGUUCACCAUUUCAGAUACAGCGUUAAGCUGUCACUUUUGCUGAACCUAAUUAUUGAAGCCAUUUUCAGAGGGAGUGCUAGGUUAUUACUGUAUCUUUUUAUACAAAUCUGUAGUAAUGCUUAUAUAUGGUAAAUCAAUGACCUGGAGAUAGGGAGGGGAAGAGUGCAUUAUGUGAAUAUUGACCAUGGGGGCGGUGCCAUUUUUAAGUAAUAUUGGUGAACGUGGACACACAAGGACAAAGAGACUGAUAUUAACCCAGCAAUAUAUAUAUAUAUAGCUUAUUUUUUAUUUAAAAAGAGAAUCAACCUGAUAGUCAGCUUCUAUGAUGCUUCAAAUCUAAUCUUAUUUCCAGAGCUACUUAUCCAGGUAAGAGGUGAACAUGUAAGUGAAAUGGUUAGAGAAUUAAAAGCACAAGUCAUCCAUCUCUGCAAAAGCUCCUGUCUUUAGCCUGUACUGUCGUCCUGGAAACGUGCCUGGGAAGAGAGGGUUUUCAAACCCCCCCUUUCCGUCUGUCUCCCCCCACCCUGCAUCCUUCCCCCUGCCUUUCCAGACAGCUCCUCUUUGGUUACCCUGUAGGACUCUAUAGUGGUCAUUUAUUUUUGGUGUUGUGUUCUGUAAGUGGAACAUGUCUUCUCUGGGUGAAGGGAUUUGUCUUCUAAGACAGGUAAAGAGACCUUCACCCAUCUCAAUCUGGCUGUCCUCCCAUCAGAGGCACGACUUCUCUCAGAUGACAAAUGUUUCUUCCUCACUAACCAGGCCUAUAAUUGAUGAUGCAUUUAUUUACAACAAGUGCCUUUCUGCUCUUUGUUACAAGUGCCUCCUUUUAAAAAGCCAAAGUCUGUUAUAUAAAUAUAUAUAUAUAUA
Molecule: messenger RNA, 3581 nt
Organism: Megalops cyprinoides (Indo-Pacific tarpon)
Lineage: Eukaryota; Metazoa; Chordata; Actinopteri; Elopiformes; Megalopidae
Gene: wasf2
Product: WASP family member 2
Exons: 9
Coding region: 172-1629 (485 amino acids)
Biological process (GO): actin cytoskeleton organization; positive regulation of Arp2/3 complex-mediated actin nucleation
Cellular component (GO): cytoskeleton
Molecular function (GO): actin binding; Arp2/3 complex binding; protein kinase A regulatory subunit binding
Source: RefSeq, a predicted model, not a curated record